AUGGUGGGGGUUGGUGCCCUCCAAGUGAGCAUUGACAAGGAUCUGUACGAGUACGCCAGAGGUGACAACGUAACCUUGCCGUGCUCUUUUCAGUCCACGUUUACCAAGCCGCCACUUGUUGUCGUCACAUGGUCUGUGGAAGGACUAGAAACUAACGCUGAUGAGAAAGUCAUCGCCACCUAUUACUCGGCUGGCGCAUUGUCAGACGUCAGAAAAGACUACAAAAACAAAGUGUCCAUGGAUGUGGACCUGGCAAGUGGAAAGGCAAACCUGAAAAUUGCCUCUAUCACACUCGCUGACAACAAAGAAUUUGAGUGCCGUGUCCAAAUUCCGGGUGACACUGAGGGAACGCUAUACGACUCUGCCCGCUUGGUGGUUCUAGUGGCUCCUUCUACACCCAUUUGUCAAAUCCAAGGGAAGGCCGAAUAUGGGCGGAACAUCAACCUGACCUGUCACUCAGAGGAGGGCUCGCCACCUCCUCAGUAUGAGUGGAAGAGUCUUAAUACGCAAAGAAUGCCCCACGUGAAAGAUCCUAGGACCACUAGCAAGGGCGGGAUUCUGUCUCUAUUCAAUAUCACUAAAGAGACAUCAGGAUAUUACACCUGCACAUCCAGUAACAAGAUCCGAUCUGCCAGCUGCAACAUCACCCUCGCGGUCUUGCCACCUUCCAUGAACAUCGGCUCCACAGCAGGAAUAAUUGCGGGAGUGGUGGCGGCGUUGAUCAUACUCGUCGUCGUCAUCUAUUGCUGCUGUUGCCGCAAGAAGAAGGAGGAGGAGGAGGAAUAUGCAAUGGGAGUUCCCGAUGAAAGGCCCGACAAAGUAUUGGACAGUAAUGGACCCGAGAGGUCAGCCGACAGAUACAUCGACGAUGAGGACGAGUCCAGAGUGAGGGCCCCUCUUCGAGACGGGGACGAAGAACGGCGCGACCAAAGCCCCCGCAGGGAUCCUGACGGCCGCCGUAACGACUAUGACGACCGCCGCAGCGACUACAACGACCGGCGCAGCGACUACGAUGAUCGCCGCAGUGACUACGACGACCGGCGCAGGGACUAUGACGACCGCCGCAGUGACUAUGACGACCGGCGCAGGGACUACGACGACCGGCGCAGGGACUACGAUGACCGUCGUAGCGACUACGAUGACCGGCGCAGUGACUGUACCGAUACCCGCGAUAAGUACAGAGACCGCUACGCUGAGGACAAUGAGAGAAGCAGAGAGCGCUACCGUGAUGACAAUCGCUACGAUGAACCUUACAAUGCUCGGGAGAGGUCCCCCGACCGAAGAGACGACUGA
Messenger RNA from Nerophis lumbriciformis (worm pipefish), 1293 nucleotides. Lineage: Eukaryota; Metazoa; Chordata; Actinopteri; Syngnathiformes; Syngnathidae. The record is from RefSeq and is a predicted model, not a curated record.